UAAAGAGGAACUUCUAAAUAUUAUUUUUACAAACUCAAGUUGCAAGAAAACUUGAUAUAUCUCAAAUCUCACAAAUUCUGGAGUAAGUUUGGCAACUAUCACCUCGAGCUGUCUUCUUUCUGCGGCAUUUAAAAUAAGGUUAUCUAACUGCGUUCAGUUUCUUCACUUUAUUUUUGUUGUUUAAAAUUUUAAAGUAUUUGUAGUUUUAAGUUUAAAAUAUGUCGUUAAUUGGUCGUAAAGCUUGUCGGUUAUUUAUUCAGGCAUCCCAAAAUGCAGCAAUUAGAAAUAUUCAUAAUACUUCGGCCGUUUGCAGCCCUCCGCCCGACAGAGAAGAACGCUUAGAGCAUAGAGUUACAUGCACCUUAAUACCAGGUGAUGGAGUUGGACCAGAAUUGGUAUAUGCGGUUCAGGAAGUCUUCAAGUCUGCAUCAAUUCCCGUAGAUUUUGAGACGUUUUUCUUUUCUGAAGUUAAUCCAACACUAAGUGCUCCUCUAGAACAAGUAGCUGCAUCCAUAGCAAAGAAUCGAGUAUGUGUAAAAGGUAUUUUGGCAACCCCAGAUUACAGUCACACAGGGGAAUUGCAAACUUUAAAUAUGAAAUUGAGAAAUGCCCUUGAUUUGUAUGCCAAUGUUGUACAUGUUAAAUCAUUGCCAGGAAUAAAAUCAAGGCAUACUGAUGUUGAUUGUACAAUUAUUCGAGAGCAAACAGAAGGAGAAUAUUCUGCUCUCGAGCAUGAAAGUGUGAAAGGAGUGGUAGAAUGUCUUAAAAUUGUUACCAAACAGAAGUCUCUAAGGAUAGCUAAAUUUGCUUUUGACUAUGCAACUAAAAAUAACAGAAAGAAGGUCACUGCAGUUCAUAAAGCAAAUAUUAUGAAACUUGGGGAUGGACUGUUUUUAAGAAGUUGUGAAGAAGUAAGUUAAAGUCCUUUUUAUGGAACUAAUUUGGAAAAAUUAUUUAUUUACUUUGUUUUUAAUUGUUUUUCAAUCAAAAGAAUGAAUUAACCAUAAAAAAUUAAGGCCUUGAAUAAUACCACCAAUAUAAAUUACAAACUACAAAGCCGUACAAUUGGUGGGUGUAUUAAAAGUUUGCACAACAAGUGAUUGCAAAAUUUAAAAAUGUUAUCAUUUGCAAGUUAAUUUUGACGACUUUUUUUAUUUUUCCUAAAGGGUGCAAGGCACACAUUUUCCGAAGCCGUGGGAAAAAACGUAGCUAAUCCUACUGCAAUGCUUUUAUGUUCUGCUAAAAUGCUCAAUCACGUAAAUUUACCAGCGUAUGGUGAGAUGAUAAGGAAUGCAGUGAACAAAGUUCUUGCUGAUGGAAAAGUACGUACUAAGGAUAUUGGUGGGCAAUCAAGCACCAAAGAGUUUACUUAUGCAGUCAUUAAUAAUCUCGUACCCCCACAAAUUUGAGAAAGGGUUUGUAUCGAGUACAAGACAGAAGUCACUAGUUAGCCCAGUUUUUAUUGAUAAUGAGUGAUCUGUAAUGUAAUGGUUAUUAUUUAUUUAUAUUUAAAGAAACGUGUACAGUUUAUUUACUUUAGAAAUUGUUAAAUUGAAAAUGUUAUAGAUGUUUUAAAAAUGUAUUUUAAGACCCAAACGUCUAGGCAGUGCAAAAGUAUUUAUUUGCUAGUAAUUUAUAUAACAAAUGUUUUAACAAAUUUCUUCGAGAAAUUGUGUGAUUAUCUAAUUUUAAAUCAUCAAUAAAAGCUCAACAACUUA
This is a messenger RNA of Agrilus planipennis (emerald ash borer), 1718 nucleotides long. It is a transcript of the gene Idh3b, whose product is annotated as probable isocitrate dehydrogenase [NAD] subunit beta, mitochondrial. Lineage: Eukaryota; Metazoa; Arthropoda; Insecta; Coleoptera; Buprestidae. Gene Ontology annotation, cellular component: mitochondrion. The record is from RefSeq and is a predicted model, not a curated record. The transcript has 4 exons. Gene Ontology annotation, biological process: tricarboxylic acid cycle; isocitrate metabolic process.